CGCCUGAUGGCCUGGUGCCCGGUCAGAAGCAGCAGCAGCAGCAGCACUCUGUCUGUCCUCUGCAGCUCAGUCAAGUGGACACACUGUCUGUCUCCUGGGACACUUUUCUCCGGAGGUUAUCAAACUAAUCAGGUGGCUUCCAGACAUGAGUUGCACUUUCCUCCUCCUGGUUUCCCGCAGCGACACCUAUCAUGGCCGUGUCCUGCUCGUCUUGUCUCGACGGUCCCUGUUGCUCAGAGCACUCAGCUCUGGCCCCCAGAUCAGCCGCAGCCUGCGAGAGAGCUACAGGCUCCUGCAGCUGCCUGAUGAGGGGCAGAGCAGUCCUGCGCAGGUGAAAGAGGCCUACCUGCAUCUGGCCAAACUGUACCACCCAGACUCUGGGGCUACGACCGCAGAUUCAGCACUGUUUGCCCGUGUGGAGGAGGCCUACCGCGCUGUGCUGGCACAUCAGAGUAAGACCAAACCAGCUGGCUGGGGGCAGGAAGUGGAAGAGGAGGACAAGUCCAGAGGUGCAGCACUCCCACACAGACACUACCUCAGCUAUGACGGUAUGGGCUCAGGCACGCCCAGCCAGCGUGAGCGUCAGUACCAGCAGAUUCGUGUCGACCGGGCGUCUGAGGAGAUUUUGAACUACCGGCAGAGGGAGCAUGAGAGGGCAGCUGCUGCAGAGGGAGCUCUUGUGGAACGGGAUUUGCGUCAGCGCAGCAGGAAGAUCAAGAUCACCCAGGCUGUGGAGCGGCUCGUGGAGGACCUGAUCCAGGAGUCCAUGGCCCGCGGGGACUUCACGAACCUGAGUGGAGCUGGAAAGCCCCUCAACAAGUUUGAGCACAAUCCGUACGCUGAUCCUAUGACCCACAAUCUCAACCGCAUCCUCAUAGAAAAUGGUUACCAGCCAUCCUGGGUCGUGAUGCAACGCGACAUCCGAGAGACGACUGCUCAUUUCCGAAAGCGGUUAUUGGAGGGGAGGGCCAGGCUUGGUGAGCCCAUGACCCCCAUAGAGCACAGCCAGUGGGAUCAGCUGUGUGCAUCUGUAGAGGAGCAGUUGGUGAAACUAAACAAGAUGGUGGACGAUUACAACCUGAUUGUACCGAUGCUCAACAUGCAAAUGGUUCACUUCAGCAUGUCCAGAGAGAUGGAGCGUGCUGUGAAAGGAGCCCACCAACACAGACUGGAGCAGCAGAGAGAGAGAGAGAAAGAACGAGAGCGGAGAAAGGACGAGAAAAAACGAGCCAACGCAGUAAUUAAACAUAAAAACACCAAACGAGGCCUUUUGUCUUGGAUGCUGAAUUUAUUCCGAUGAAAACACAAAAAAUCUAAAGGUGUUUUCAGACAUGCACUGAACUCUGGAGACUUUUCCUAAAUUAUUUGACACCUUGACACCUCGUUCACCUGCUUUGCUCACAGUCUGAAUCAAGAAGUCAGACAGACGGUUGAAACAAUUUUACUUCUGAUUACAACAUGAAGUAGUUUUUAAUGAUACAAGUCAUUUCUGUGAAAUCACUGACCUUAAACUACAAACCUAACACUGAGACUUUUUCGUUGCUAUGUGACAUUUAGAGUUAAGGUAAUUAAAGAUCUCGUGUAAUAGUG
Hippoglossus stenolepis (Pacific halibut) is the source of this 1590-nucleotide messenger RNA. RefSeq names its product DnaJ (Hsp40) homolog, subfamily C, member 28 (gene dnajc28). The transcript is spliced from 2 exons. The record is from RefSeq and is a predicted model, not a curated record. The coding region runs from base 146 to 1300 and encodes 384 amino acids. Lineage: Eukaryota; Metazoa; Chordata; Actinopteri; Pleuronectiformes; Pleuronectidae.